Cuscuta campestris is the source of this 881-nucleotide messenger RNA. The record is from the annotation of a GenBank genome assembly. NCBI's taxonomy places the organism in Eukaryota, Viridiplantae, Streptophyta, Magnoliopsida, Solanales, Convolvulaceae.
CAAAAACAGGGAAGAGGUGCCGAUGAAGACGAGUUUGAUCCGAGGACAAGUUGAUCCCCAAGACCGAAGAUGAGUUUGAUGCCGAGGACAUCAAAAAGGUCGAGAACUAUGCAAAGGAAAUAAACAUGCUUUAUUGUGCCGUAAAUCCUGAUGACUACCGCAAGAUCUUUUGCUGCUCAACCGCCAAGGAGAUGUGGGAUAAACUUGAGGUGACGUACGAAGGAACGGACCAAGUACGUGAAGCCAAUAUUGACUUCCUCACCCAAGAAUAUGAGUUGUUCACGAUGAAGGAGCACGAGAAGAUUGACGACAUGUUCGACCGAUUUUCCAAGAUAGUCAACGAUCUUCAUGCAUUGAAGAAGACUUACACCGACAGGGAUCUUGUACGAAAGAUCCUACGGAGCUUGACAUCCGAAUGGCGAUCUAAGGCCGAUGCCAUCUAUGAGUCAAUUGGCACAUCAAAUGUCACCAUCGACGGUUUAAGAGGUAACUUAAAAACUUAUGAAUCUACUAUACUUAACCCGUCUUUGAAUGACCAAAGGAAAGGCAUAGCAUUAAAAGCCUUCAAAGAACCAACGAUGAAUGACUCAAGCGACGAUGAUGAAGUCAAGCUUGUCAUGAAAAAGUUUUGCGAGCUUCUAAGGAAGAAAGAAAAGGUUAAGGAUGGCCCUGUGUGCUAUGGAUGUGGUGAAGCCAGGCACAUCAAGAACAAAUGCCCAAGAAGCGGAAGGAAUGCUCGUCACUUCAAAAAGCAAAGAGCAUACAUCUCUUGGGGUGGCGACUCUGGCAAUGAGUCAAGCGAGAAAGACGAAGACGAAGAAGCAAACCUUUGUCUCAUAGCUCAAGAAGAAAAGGAGUCCGACAACGGCGAAAACCAAGAG